AUGAAGUCUUUCGCGCUUGCGACCGCCGUCCUUUCUCUUGUAUCUACAGCUUUCGGCGCAGACAAGAGUAACCUGACAAAACCACCUACCUCGAAGCAAAUCCUGCCCUCGAAUUUUAAACCACCCCAGGUUUUCAAGAAUGUAAAUUUAGUCCACAGUGUCAAUCUCGAAAAGAGUUAUCCAAAAGAAUCAAUUAAUGUGGUAAUCGAGAACAUUGCGAACGAGCCUCAAGAUGAAUACUACCUACCAUUCACAUCGAGGCAGAUGGAGACGAUUGGAGCUUUAGAAGUCAAGGACAGAAAGGAUGCCGAUUUAGGGCUAUUUGAAGUACGAGCAGUAGAGUUUGACACAGAGAGUGAUACUCAAUUUUAUCUGAUCAAACUGCCACAACCUCUCGCACCAAAAGCACAACAAACAAUUGGUAUUUCAUAUUCCUACCUAUCGGCUUUGAACCCUCUUCCAAAUUCAAUCGCACAAAAGGACCUCCAGUAUGUCGUUUACGAAUUCUCCGCAUAUGCCCAGUCGUCAUACGUCACUUUGAAGCAAAAGACUGAGGUCAAAUUUCCAACUACCAAUAUUCCAGAGCACACCAUUAUUCCAGGGACCGACGGCGCACCUGAGUCACCACAAAAGCAAGGUUCUAAGUACACUUACGGUUCCUAUGGAGAGGUACCAGCUGGCGCGGUAGAACCGGUCCGAGUUCGAUAUGAGUUCACCAAACCCCUCAUCCACGUUUCCAAGUUAGAGCGUGAUAUCGAAGUUAGCCACUGGGGAGGAAAUGUUGCUUUUGAGGAACGCUAUACUUUGACCAACCGUGCUGCCAAUCUUUCUCAACCUUUCUCUCGCACUCUCUGGAAUCAAGCCUCGUACUAUGCCGGAACACCCACUUCUGCUAUCAGGGAGCUCAAGUUCCCAUUGAAGGUCGGAAGUUUGACACCAUAUUUUACGGAUGUCAUUGGUAACGUCUCUACCUCUCGUUUCCGCAGCAAUAAACGGGAAGCAAACCUCGAAAUCAAGCCCCGUUACCCAAUCUUUGGAGGCUGGAACUAUCCUUUCCGUGUAGGUUGGGAUGCUGAUGCCAAGAAAUUCUUGAGACAAUUGAGCGGAGGAGAGCAAUAUGUUCUCAAUGUUCCAUUUUUGGAAGGUCCAAAACAAGCCGAGGGAGUUGAAUACGAAUCUGUCGAACUCCGCGUCAUUCUUCCCGAAGGAGCUGAGAACGUCCAAUUCUCCACUCUCGUACCCAUCGCUUCCUCCACAAUCACCCUCCACAAAACCUUCAUGGACACCAUUGGCCGCACCACCCUCAUUCUCCACUCCCGCAACCUCAUCGACGACCUCCGCGAUCGCGAACUCAUCGUUACAUACACCUACCCCUUCCUCGCGGGUUUCCGCAAACCCAUCAUUAUCUUCGUCUCCACAUUAAGUUUAUUCGUAACGGUAUGGGCCAUUGGCACAUUGGACGUUAGCAUUAAAGCGAAGAAACCUUAA
This is a messenger RNA of Sclerotinia sclerotiorum 1980 UF-70, 1488 nucleotides long. RefSeq lists its product as hypothetical. Gene Ontology annotation, cellular component: oligosaccharyltransferase complex; membrane. Lineage: Eukaryota; Fungi; Ascomycota; Leotiomycetes; Helotiales; Sclerotiniaceae. The record is from RefSeq and is a predicted model, not a curated record. Bases 1 to 1488 code for a protein of 495 amino acids. The transcript is spliced from 3 exons.